AUUCCGAGAGAGAUCAUGGAUCGAAGAGUGACUGCGAUUGGUUUGGUUAUCCUGCAGCUGCUGGGCAGCGGCCUCUGUUUCCAGGAGAAGGCUCCGCUGCAGACGAGUCUGGUCACCGGGCAGGCCAGGACUGAUAAGCAGCAACAGGUGCUGGACGAUCCGCUGGGAAGUGGACGCGGGAUUGACGAGCACCUGCUGAAGACCAUUGGUAAGGGCGGCAUCAAGCUGGUGAUGGCCUCGGGAGCCCCGACGACCACCCCGAAACCGUCAGUACAACACCAUUACUAUUAUCCACCAGAGGAUCAGCAGCACCCACGGCAGUAUGGCUAUCCACCGCACUGGUCGCCAGGACCGCCUGCUUAUCCGCCGCCACCGCAGCGUCCUUGGGGGCCACCACCUCCGCCCGGACCACCGCCGCCAGGACCUCCUCCUCCUCCGGGGCCCUACUACAAUCCCUACUACAAUGGCUACAACUACUACGGCGGAUAUGGCGGCUAUGGAUAUGGGGGCUUUGGCUCUCCCGGCUUUGGCUCUCCCGGCUUUGGAGGCUAUCCUGGCUAUCCCUACUAUCCCUUCUAUCGCUCCUCGACGGCUGGCGAGGUCGAUAACCAACUCCCCGGUGCCGAUGGACUCACUUCCGCCGCCAUUCCUGGCGUUUUCCAGGGCAGGGCCGUGCUGUCCCACCAGAACUUCCUCGACGGCAGGAACAACGCCAACGUUGUGCCGCUUUAUCACCUACUCCAAAUGGCCAGGGCCUGAAGCACUGUAAUCCAAUCCUUGAUAAAACUGAAUAAAUUGUGUACCAUGUAUGUUCUGAGUAACCGCGUGAUGCAUCGAAGUUCUUA
Messenger RNA from Drosophila mauritiana, 845 nucleotides. RefSeq names its product annexin A7. Lineage: Eukaryota; Metazoa; Arthropoda; Insecta; Diptera; Drosophilidae. The transcript has 2 exons. The record is from RefSeq and is a predicted model, not a curated record. The coding region runs from base 16 to 759 and encodes 247 amino acids.